Molecule: messenger RNA, 1551 nt
Organism: Nematostella vectensis (starlet sea anemone)
Lineage: Eukaryota; Metazoa; Cnidaria; Anthozoa; Actiniaria; Edwardsiidae
Product: MRG/MORF4L-binding protein
Exons: 4
Coding region: 27-524 (165 amino acids)
Biological process (GO): regulation of transcription by RNA polymerase II
Cellular component (GO): NuA4 histone acetyltransferase complex; nucleus
Source: RefSeq, a predicted model, not a curated record
CGUGUUGCGUGAGGUCUAAAACCAAAAUGGCGUCCACAGAAGAAGUAUUGGUUUGGACGCCUGAACUUGAAGUGAGUUUAUUCCACUCUAUGAAGGGUCACAAACCAGUAGGAAUAAAUCGACAUUUUCAUAUGGCUUGUAUUCACGAUAAAUUUUCAACGUCGACGGGGAAGAAAAAUAUAUCGUCCAAACAGAUAUGGGACCAUCUACAUGAGUUGUACAACAUGCAAGCACUGGAUGACCUUGAGGCUUUGCCUUUUCCUAAUGAUGAGACAGAUUUUACUUUACCAGAUGAAAUAUUUGAAUCCAGCAGAAAAACCCAACUGAGUACCCCAGAAUCAUCCGCCCCAGCAGAUGAAGCUAUCCUAAAGAUGAAACUUCAAGGGCUUGCAUCAAGCGCAUCUACUCCCGCAACACCCGACUCAUCCCCCAAGAGAAAAAGAACUCGGCAAGCAAACAGUGCCAGCUCAUCCCAACCUUCUUCACCACACCCUGCCCCAACAUCUGCCAAGCGACGGCGGUAGUUGUAUUGGAAUUGUUGAUAGUUUAGUUUGUAUAUCUUAAAUUAUAUAUUAUAUUUCCAAAGACAUACGCUGCAUUCUUGAAAAAUGAGGUGGAUCAUUUUCCUUCAUGCUGAGGGGAGGACCAUUGAGAACAUUUUGCAAAUUUUCUCUAAUUCUCUUCUUCUGCCCGGGGAAAUGAAUGGACUAAAGUGGUAGAGGAGGCAAUAUUGUAUUUUAUGGUUUAUUUGAGACCCAUUUUAUCAAGGACUCACAAUGUGCAGUCAAACAGGUAAAGGAGGCAAUAUUGUAUUUUAUGGUUUAUUUGAGACCCAUUUUAUCAAGGACUCACAAUGUACAGUCAAACAGGUAAAGAAUUUGCUUCAAAUGGCAUAUGAGCGAUUUAAUACUGUUUGAGGCAAUAAAGGUCCUUAGGGGCAAGAGACCAAGUGACACAGCUCAUAUUUUUUAUGAUUUGAUUGGUUUGAUUGGUCUAUUAAUCGUUGGUGUGACUUGCUGUUAGAGUGCACAGCUUGAAGAUGGGGUAGUGUUUGAUCUCUGUGAACUGUAUCCUGGGUACACUGUACUGUAUGAUCAUUUAGAACAGUUUUAGAACUCUUUGAACCUUUCCUGGGAUGUUUUGGAUAACCAGCCAUAUAUAGAGCAAACUAAUAUACAGUAUAUGCCUGAGCAAGUCUUUAUUUUGCACUAGUCACUACUUGCUAGUCAACUAUUAAAUAGAAUAAAGUAACGUUGAUUUCAGUCUGCCAGCAACAGCAACAAUAAAGUGCAUAUAAACAAGGCAAAACACCUUGGGAAAAACAAGUGUGUGCUUUAUUGAAGUUGUGAACUUACAAGAAUUGCAGUCUACUCUAAUAUCCACAGAGGGGUGUUGAUUGUAAUUGUUUCACUCACUCUUUUAAGCAGUGAGUAUAAAUAUUUUCUGCUUCAGAAUUUCAAUUUAGACAAACCUUUAAGCUGUAAAAAAUAAUGUAUCAUAGUUGUAGCCAAACUAAAAAAAAUUGAUCUAAUAAAUGCCUGAGCCCUGUUA